AUGCUCGUCAAUGCGGCCUUUGCGCUCACCACCAUCGGCCAGUUCGCUCUUGUGCUCCUCAUCGCAACCUUCUUGCUCUCGCACACCGUCUACAAACGCAGCCCUGUCUUGUUGAACCUCCUCGCCAUCUGCCUACUCGGCACAGUCCCUCAGUUUUUCCUGAUGUACGCCGGGGAAAUCUAUAGCCCGAACCCCCCAGCUGGCUUAUGUGUAACUCAAGCAGCCUUACUAGAAGGUGUCCAAUGCACGUUCGCUGCUGUAUCCUUGUCCCUGGUGAUCGACCUUCUGGCCGAGUCACAAAUGAUCCCUUCGAAGAAUCCGAAAUCCAACCACCUCCGGAUGACGCUGGUCGUGAUCCCAUAUAUCGUCUUCCUCGUAUUCGUAUCUGGGGUCGCCGCGUUCGGCGCCGCGCACCCAGACCAAGUCAGGCACAUGCCCAACGAUCUAGCAUGCUCCCUGCAGAACCCCGCGUUCAUUACGACCGCACAGAUUUUCAUAGCCGUCAUCGUAGUCAUCACCCUCACCCUCGAAAUGUACGCCAUCGUCCACUCCCUCGCGACGCGGAGACACCUGCCCACCUGGCGCCUCCCGCGACUCCUGAGCUUCUCCCAGGCCGCGCGCAUCGUCGCCUUCACCUGUCUCCAGGCACUGCUCCUCAUCCUCAGUACAUUGCGCACCUACGUCGGUAGCGACUCUGUACGCAUCGCCACCAUCCUUCUGCAAGCCCUGAUGCCUCUCACGACGUUCUCCAUCUUCGGCCUCACGUCGGACUGCUGCCAGCUGUGGAAAAACAAGGUUCAGCCCACCUUCUCAAGGAGGCGGCGGGGCGCUCGGUCGGCAGACUCGCCCUCCCUGCCAUCGGCAGUAGUGAUCACGAUCACGGUUGUGAAAGAGAUGCACGAGUCGGAGGACGCGUGCGAGUCCAUGAAACCCAGACUUUUCCCGUUCGAUUCAGAGAUCUUCCCGUGUUGA
Molecule: messenger RNA, 972 nt
Organism: Trametes versicolor FP-101664 SS1
Lineage: Eukaryota; Fungi; Basidiomycota; Agaricomycetes; Polyporales; Polyporaceae
Exons: 9
Coding region: 1-972 (323 amino acids)
Source: RefSeq, a predicted model, not a curated record